AUGAUGAGCAUCGUUGAGGAAGAGAUUCAAAAAGCACAGGAGGAGAGAGAAGAGGAGGGACACAAGCAUUGCCAGUUGCUGGAACAACUUAAAGCCGAGAAAGCCGACGAAGCUUCGAAAUUGCAGCUGGCUAUUACAGCAAGAGAUGCAGCAUUAGCUGACAAUCAACGGGUCAGGCACGAUAUCUGUGAGUUGCAGCAGCAGAUAGAGUCCACAAAUGCCGCUCUGCAGGAUCAGGUGCCGUGGAAUGAUAUUCAGCUGGUUUUGGAUCAGGCACACGGGGACAUGGUAUCGACGACCACUCGAUUUUGGAACACGAUCGAUGCCCUCCAGAACAGACGACUGGCAUCCUAUUUGCCAGGCUCCGGGGUGGUUCACGCGGACUGGGCCGAACGAAGCGGCCCGGCUACUCAGGGCCACGAUGUUCUCCUCAGCCUCUCUGAAUCGAAUGUCCCGCUUCCUAGUCAGCAGGAACCGUCCGCGACCAACCAACACGGAUCUCUCGUCUGA
Molecule: messenger RNA, 510 nt
Organism: Penicillium salamii
Lineage: Eukaryota; Fungi; Ascomycota; Eurotiomycetes; Eurotiales; Aspergillaceae
Source: the annotation of a GenBank genome assembly